This is a messenger RNA of Tinamus guttatus (white-throated tinamou), 357 nucleotides long. The record is from RefSeq and is a predicted model, not a curated record. NCBI's taxonomy places the organism in Eukaryota, Metazoa, Chordata, Aves, Tinamiformes, Tinamidae.
AUGCCGGCCCUGGGGCAUGACACCGCUGUGUCCCCGCAGCCGCAGUGCCAGGCCAGCCAGCCCGGCGCCCACCUCGCCUGGGUGCAGGAGCCCCGCGAGGCGGCCACCAUGAGGAAGGUGCUCUCCUACUACCAGCGCACCCAGCCUGUGUGGAUCGGUCUCCGCCUCGGGUACCAGGGCGAAGGCUGGCGCUGGGUGAACGGGACCGAGUACAGCGGGGCCAGCGGGAUCCCCAGGCGCAGUGCUGGCAGCGGCGCCUGCGCCGCACUGCCCAACGUGGGCGGCUUCACCCACUGGAUUAGCACCGACUGUUCCCAGCAACACUUCUUUCUCUGCAAGGUGGUCCCUGAGCUCUGA